ACUUAACAAAUCUCGCUCGGCCGCUCUCUCUCUCUCUCUCUCUCUCUCUCAUUCUCACUCUUUGAGACAAGACCAACCACAGAGUGUUUAAAGCUUUUACUCUUUUCUCUGUGACUGUGUUUCUCAGAUUGAUUAUCAAUGGCUUUCUCAAGACCUCUAGUGUCAUCCAUGUUGCUCGUCUGUCUCCUCUUCAGCUUCUCAGACGCUAGGGAGAUCUUAGUUGGCGGUAAAACAGACGCAUGGAAGGUCCCAUCCUCUGAAUCCGAAUCUCUAAACCGAUGGGCCGGAGCAUCUCGUUUUCAAAUCGGAGACUCACUCGUGUGGAAGUACGACGCCAACAAGGACUCAGUAUUGCAAGUGACCAAGGAGGCGUACGCCAGCUGCAACGUUUCGAGCCCCAUCGCUGAAUACAAGGAUGGAAACACCAAGAUUGUGCUCGACCGAUCUGGGCCAUUCUAUUUCAUCAGCGGAGCUAAUGGACACUGCGAGAAGGGGCAGAAACUGAUAGUGGUUGCACUUUCUCCGAGAAGUGGGUUCAUUAGCUUUUCUCCGGCCGCAUCUCCGUCUGAAAUCGAGGCCCCUGCAGUGGCUCCAACAAGCAGUGCUACAAGCUUAAAGGGUGGCUUGAUGGUGGUGCUUGCGAGCUUGGUGGUGGGCAUGGUUUUGUUCUGAGAACAGAGGAUAGAUCAACUGGUUUUGCUGGAUUUAAGGGUAUAUUUGAUUCAUUUAUUGAUUUGUUUUUUGGGGAUUCUUUUUUGGGCAUGAAUUGUUACAAUUAAUAUAAUUAUAAUGAAAUUUAUAUAGAUGGAUUGUCUCUAUCU
This is a messenger RNA of Nelumbo nucifera (sacred lotus), 821 nucleotides long. Its product is annotated as early nodulin-like protein 15. Gene Ontology annotation, cellular component: plasma membrane. Gene Ontology annotation, molecular function: electron transfer activity. The record is from RefSeq and is a predicted model, not a curated record. Lineage: Eukaryota; Viridiplantae; Streptophyta; Magnoliopsida; Proteales; Nelumbonaceae.